Cyprinodon tularosa is the source of this 700-nucleotide messenger RNA. RefSeq names its product cornifelin homolog B-like. The transcript is spliced from 4 exons. The record is from RefSeq and is a predicted model, not a curated record. Bases 148 to 528 code for a protein of 126 amino acids. NCBI's taxonomy places the organism in Eukaryota, Metazoa, Chordata, Actinopteri, Cyprinodontiformes, Cyprinodontidae.
GUGGAGAGGGAGGAGGAACCUGUGUGUCUGGUUUGUUUUUACCUCAUGACAUCCUGAUCUUUCUGAUUUGACUCAUAAUACUUUUCGGAGAAGGGAGCAUCAGUGACACGACGCCCAACCCAGAGCUCAGGCACAAAAGACCUAAUCAUGGCCAAUACAAUUGUGAUCGAGCAACCUCAGUCAAUCCCUGUAACUCUGAGCUCUCAGGAAUGGAGCACUGACUUGUUUGACUGUUUCAAAGAUAUUCCGACUUGUUGUUUUGCCUACUGGUGCUUGCCCUGCUUUGCAUGCAGGACAUCCAAAGAGUUUGGAGAGCAUGAAUGUCUCCCCCUGCUGGACAUGUUUGGUGGUUCUGCAAUCACCAUGUCCAUGAGGCUCUCUGUACGACAACGUUAUGGCAUCAAUGGCACCCUCCAAUCGGACUGGUUGUACUCCAUGUUCUGCUGCAGCUGUGUCUGGUGUCAGAUGUCUCGGGAGAUAAAACUGAGGAACCCUCAAACAUACAUCAUCACAAACAAAGGCGUAUGAAUUUAAAGUCACCAUCUGGGGAAAGAAAUGUUUUGGUUCUUGGAAUGCCGCAGAAAUUCUUUGACCUAAGAAAGUUUAUCUUUUGUAAAUAUUCUGUAGAAACCAUAUCUAGACAUGUAAUCCAUAAUAUCCUGAUUCAGGUUGUAUCAAUAAAGGGAAAUAAAUCUGAAUA